CAAUGCCAUGUCCGUGGAGGAGGGGGCGGCGGGGGCCGCCGCUGAGGAGGGCGAGGGCUUCUCCUACCCCUACAAGCCCAUCUUCAGCACCCAGGGGCCGCCCCUGGCCAGCCUGCAGGACAGCAACUUCCUCACCGAGGCUGACAUGGUCAUGAGCUUCGUCAACUUGGUGGAGCAUGACAGAGAGUUUCACCAUCAGCGCUGCCACUACCGAGAGUUCAGGUUUGAUCUCUCCAGAAUCCCAGAGGGGGAAGCGGUGACGGCUGCCGAGUUCAGGAUAUAUAAAGAUUACAUCCGCGAACGCUUCGAUAACGAAACGUUCCAGAUUAGUGUCUACCAGGUACUCCAGGAGCACCCGGGAAGGGAUUCAGAUUUGUUCCUGCUCGACUCUCGAACAAUCUGGGCCGCAGAAGAAGGGUGGCUGGUGUUUGACAUUACUGCAACCAGUAAUCACUGGGUGGUGAAUCCCCAACACAACCUUGGCCUGCAGCUAUCUGUGGAAGGCAUCGAUGGGCAAAGCAUCAAUCCCAAACUGGCGGGUCUCAUUGGAAGGCACGGCCCGCAGAACAAGCAGCCGUUCACGGUAGCCUUCUUCAAAGCCACCGAGGUCCAUCUCCGCAGUAUUCGCUCCACGGGAGGGAAGCAAAGGAGCCAGAAUCGAUCAAAAACGCCAAAGAACCAGGAAGCUUUCCGGGUGUCAAACAUCGCAGAGAACAGCAGCAGCGACCAGCGACAAGCCUGCAAGAAGCACGAGCUCUACGUCAGCUUCAGGGACCUGGGGUGGCAGGACUGGAUCAUCGCUCCGGAGGGCUACGCUGCCUAUUACUGUGAAGGAGAAUGUGCUUUCCCGUUGAAUUCGUACAUGAAUGCUACAAAUCAUGCCAUUGUACAGACACUGGUUCACUUUAUAAACCCAGAGACUGUGCCGAAACCCUGCUGUGCUCCUACACAACUCAAUGCCAUCUCAGUGCUCUAUUUUGAUGACAGCUCCAAUGUUAUCUUAAAAAAAUACAGGAACAUGGUGGUACGAGCAUGUGGCUGUCAUUAGAUUUGUAGGAAAGAAAAAAAAAAAGUUAUUUGUAAAGAGUGGUUUUGUAUGGCUGUGUGGGGGAGGGGAAAAGGUUAGCACUCCAGCAAUGGGUUUAAAAAAAUCCCAAAUGGUUUUUAGGACCAGGCUUCUGAAAGUUCAGACAAUGGAACAGUUUCUGGAUCUAAGUGGCAUUUGAACACAUUUUGUUUUAGUUUAUUACAGACAAUGAGCUUGUAAACUGAAACGAGCCAGAGAAACCAUUUAAAACCAAAUCUGCCUACAAAAUUGGCUCCUACAAUACAUACUUUUGCAAAUGAGUCUUUCUGAAGAUUGCAAACUCACCAGUGUUGACUGUGAGUUAAAAAAUAAUAAUCUAUCCAGGGUGAGAAUGUGCUGUGACUAAUGCGUGUGUAGUUCCUGUAACACAGUUUGCAAUAAAAUAAGUGAACAAAA
Nipponia nippon (crested ibis) is the source of this 1483-nucleotide messenger RNA. RefSeq names its product bone morphogenetic protein 7 (gene BMP7). The record is from RefSeq and is a predicted model, not a curated record. Gene Ontology annotation, cellular component: extracellular region. Gene Ontology annotation, molecular function: cytokine activity; growth factor activity. NCBI's taxonomy places the organism in Eukaryota, Metazoa, Chordata, Aves, Pelecaniformes, Threskiornithidae. Gene Ontology annotation, biological process: BMP signaling pathway.